CUGAACAUUUCUAUAUUUUUAUAAUUAUGUCUCUAUAUGGUGGAGUUUAUGAUGACUUACCUUCAACUGUUGUCAACCUAAAAGGUACUGAGAACAAUCUUUCUUCUCAACAGAGCAAUGCAGAGAAUCAAAUUAAAAAAGCAGUACAGUACAAGUCUACCCUUCAGUUUAUGGCACCAAAAAUAAAAAGAAAACUUACCUCUACUAACACCACUAUUUUAACAAAAAAAAAGCAAGUUCCUCAUAACCAUAUAAAAACUAUUAUCAACAACUCAACUCUUUUGCAGCAUAACGUUUCGCUGAGCACAGAUGUUGAAGAGCCCUUUUUAACUCCUUCCACUGAAUUUUCUCUACCUCCGGACGUGGAAGUUUAUGAUCCUUUUCGCCCUAAUAACUAUGAAGAUUACUUACUAGAAAAAGAGGCUAAAUUAAGGGCAGCUCGGGAAAGCGAGCGCCUUGGAAAGGAGCGUAAGCGGCAACUUCGUCGCGCUCUCCGGCAAUCUAAAGUUUUGAGUAGCAAAGAUAACAAAAUAUUUAAGGAAUCUACAAUUAAAGCCGAAGUAAAAGAUGAUGCUAAGAUUGCUGAAGAAAGCUUUAGCCGUCCUUCCGUUCUUCAAAGCGAUCCAGUAAAAAUUAAUUUAAAUGAGACAGCGGAGGAAGCUAUUGCUAGGCGGCGACAAUUGUCUCAAGGAGGAACCCCUUCGACAAACGUCGAGACGCUUAAUAAAAAGGGAGCUGUCCAAUCCUCCGCCAUGAAAUCUAACAGUUUGUUCACUCCUGUUGUAUUGUUAGAGAAUAUGGUUGGGCCCGGAGAAGUUGACAACGAUUUGCAACCAGAAAUUUCCGAGGAAUGCGCAAGAUACGGGAAGGUUGAAAAGUGUCUAAUUUUUGAGGUUCCAAAAGGUCAAAUCGCAGAUGAUAAAGCGGUGCGCAUCUUUGUAGAGUUUGGGGAUGUAGACGCCGCUAAGAAGGCGUUUUUGGCUCUUAACGGAAGAUUCUUUGACGGCCGAAAAGUUCGGGCUUCCUUUUUUAAUUUUGACAAAUUUAAAAACUAUGAACUUGCACCAAAUGUUGAAUAAAUUUUUUAUUAAUAUUAUUGCUACGGUUCGAAUGCCAAACUUAAUUUAGGCCAACGGCGGCGAAACACUAUUAUAAUAAAAAGAACAACCAAAAUAACGAGAAAACCCCUACAGCAGGUGUUUUAUUGGACGGUACAUUUAUACACAUGCCAGGGAACAACCAUGUAAAUAC
Zophobas morio is the source of this 1251-nucleotide messenger RNA. Its product is annotated as splicing factor 45-like. Gene Ontology annotation, cellular component: precatalytic spliceosome. The transcript is spliced from 9 exons. Gene Ontology annotation, molecular function: RNA binding. Gene Ontology annotation, biological process: mRNA cis splicing, via spliceosome. Lineage: Eukaryota; Metazoa; Arthropoda; Insecta; Coleoptera; Tenebrionidae. The coding region runs from base 27 to 1079 and encodes 350 amino acids. The record is from RefSeq and is a predicted model, not a curated record.